This is a messenger RNA of Andrographis paniculata, 2040 nucleotides long. Its product is annotated as sodium/pyruvate cotransporter BASS2, chloroplastic-like. NCBI's taxonomy places the organism in Eukaryota, Viridiplantae, Streptophyta, Magnoliopsida, Lamiales, Acanthaceae. Bases 577 to 1911 code for a protein of 444 amino acids. The record is from RefSeq and is a predicted model, not a curated record. Gene Ontology annotation, cellular component: membrane. The transcript has 14 exons.
GACUUCUGACACCCCUGCUCUCCCGCAUGUCCCUAACCUCUCUCAAUAAUGUCACACCCAAAAUUGCUUCUACCAGAUUCUGUUUUUCUCAUUAACCCAUUAUACCCUUUGCUGUUGAUGACGGAAAGAAAAUUAAUCACACAACAAUAAUGCGAGAUUUCUUCGCCAUGUGAGCCCGCAAUUUUUCCCAGCGAUGGCGGAUUCAAUGUUUCAGGUUUGAGCGGAGAUUGCGACCAAGUUGGGGAGCUGUAAACCGUAACAAUGUCGUUAGGGAGUUGAAGCUUGAAGCGUCGUUAAUGGUGAGGCGACAGCGGAGGGGAGAGAAGAAGAUAGCUGUGUGUGCAGAAUUGCGGGUAGGUAGGGUAGGGAAAACGUAGGUACAGAAAGGGUAAACUUGUCAUUUCGGGGUGGCUUGACCUGGCGGAAUCACUACUUUUUUAUGCCUUCCAAAAAUCUCUGAGGCUUUUGAUUGAUUGGUUGAUUCAUCGUUGGAGGGAUAGCGCGGCUGUGGUGGUGGUGCCAUUUCAGCGCUUCAUAAAUUGGAUUCUAGUUGGAAGAGGGGCAGAUUAUUGUGCCAUGGUGUCAUUUCCAAGUUUUUCUGUACAAUCCAGUUGUUCAAGAUGCCUCUUAGUUACAGAUCCAAAUGGAAUUCAUUCAUCUAGAAGUUCUAUUUCAUCAGUUGCAUUGGCUAGAAAGGCUGUGAAAUGGAAGGAAUCAAGAAGGGGACAGCACCUGAAAGCAUUAGCAUCCAGUCUGAUGCUCGUAAAGGAAUGCCGGGGCUUGAAAAUAACGGGGUCAUUGAGAUGUUCAGAUCUGAAAUAUCCGCACAAACUCAAAGUUGACGAGGACAAUGCAAGAAGAGCCAACCAAAUAUGUAGUUUGUUUAGGAGUUCUAGAGUUUAUUGCAAGGCUGCCACAUCUGGAGAUUUUUCUAGCAAUACUCCCAGUCAAUCGAGUCAAUAUGAGAGAAUAGUCGAAACAUUGACAACUCUUUUUCCAGUAUGGGUCAUUUUAGGAACAAUUAUUGGUAUUUACAAGCCUGCCAUGGUGACUUGGUUAGAGACGGACCUAUUUACUGUUGGUUUAGGUUUUCUCAUGCUCUCGAUGGGAUUGACAUUGACAUUUGAUGAUUUCAGAAGAUGUUUGCGCAAUCCGUGGACUGUGGGCGUUGGAUUUCUAGCUCAGUACCUCAUCAAACCAAUGUUGGGAUUUUUCAUUGCAAUGACACUAAAAUUGUCCGCUCCUCUGGCAACUGGACUUAUUUUGGUUUCAUGCUGUCCUGGAGGCCAAGCAUCGAAUGUUGCUACAUACAUUUCAAAGGGCAAUGUUGCACUCUCCGUUCUUAUGACAACGUGUUCUACCAUUGGUGCCAUUGUAAUGACUCCCCUUCUGACAAAGCUUCUAGCAGGUCAGAUUGUGCCGGUUGAUGCUGCUGGCUUAGCUAUCAGCACAUUUCAAGUUGUGCUAGUGCCGACAAUUAUUGGAGUUCUAUCAAAUGAGUUCUUUCCAAAGUUCACCUCAAAAAUAGUUAGCAUCACACCUUUAAUUGGAGUCAUUCUGACGACCCUUCUAUGUGCUAGUCCGAUUGGGCAAGUUUCGGAGGUGCUGAAAACUCAGGGCGCGCAAUUGAUAUUGCCAGUGGCUCUGUUACACGCUGCCGCAUUUUUUCUUGGUUAUUGGAUAUCAAAACUGUCAUUUGGUGAAUCGACUUCGAGGACCAUUUCAAUAGAAUGUGGAAUGCAGAGCUCUGCACUUGGAUUUCUUCUAGCUCAGAAGCACUUCACUAAUCCUCUUGUUGCCGUGCCUUCUGCCGUGAGUGUCGUCUGCAUGGCUUUGGGAGGAAGUGGACUUGCAGUGUUCUGGAGGAACCGGCCAAUUCCAGCUGAUGACAAGGAUGAUUUCAAGGACUAGGAAUAUGAAUAUCUAUUUAUUGUGGUUUGGAAAAAAUCCUGAGAUUGGCUUAACAUUGUUGUGUUUGGACAAAGGAUUGUUCUUGCAAAAUUAAUUAUUAAUUUAUACAAUAUUCACAAUUUCACAUCA